GACGAGAUUCCGUACGUAACGGUUUAGUUUAUUUCUCCUGCGAGUUAGUAUCGAGCCUUCGACGGCAGUGCCGUUGUUAUUAGGCUACUGUUGCAUCGCGAUUUCGGUGGUGAUUUCAAGACGCGGUAAUCUUUUGGAAAGCUAAGUGCAGUGAGCAACCCGUAAUGAGAGAAGAGCAAACAAAAUUGGAAGAAGCUGGAUCGAAUUUAAGUGAUUUCUAAAAUAAGGGAGGUUCCCUUACGAGCUAGCUGAAGCGUGGAUAACUUGGCCCCACUUUGGACAGACCCCGCAGCACACCAACACAAACAGAACUCAUCAAAAUAGCGACCACGGCGGCAGCAUGACCCGUCGGUGGCAUCCGACCUGGUCGGGUGUGCUCCUGCUGUUAUUCGGCUUCCCUUCGAUUCUAACCUGGGCCCAACAGCAACAGAAUCCCAACGACGUGCCACGAUACAAUCCACUCGAUCCGUUCAAUCGACAACGAUACAAUCCUACCUCAAGCAAUUUCCAGCCUCAGUCAAACCCAACCGCGAGCAACGAUCCUCGGAAUCCAAGCUUUGGCAGUCGAGAUUUCUACGGGACCGACUCGAACAGCAUCGACAAUCGGUUCGAUCCCAGCCGUGGCGAUCGCGAUCGUGAUCGAGAUGUACUAUUCCAAUCGACGACGCCUCGGGAGUUUCCUGGUACGCGAUUCGGCACAACCCCUCGACCGAGAACAUUCAAUCCGCAGAGCAACAGAAAUGUUUUCCUGGACCAAUCCAACAAUCCGUUGAAUAAGGAGAUCACGUACUUUGUCGUGGCAUCCCGCAUGGUCCGUCCCGGUCAGAUUUACAAGGUAUCGGUGAAUCUGCUGGAGGCGCAACAUCCUAUGGCUGUACGCGCUAGUAUCUCCCGUGACGGCGUAGAACUUAGUAGCGAACUGAAAUCGGUACGCGUUGGUAUCCCGGAAACGCUACUUAUGCGUAUCCCUCCGACCAGCGUAGUCGGCGACUAUAAACUACGAGUGGAAGGUUCUUACGAAAACACCUUCGGCGGGUACAUUUUCGUGAACGAGACCAAACUGACUUUCUCGCAACGAUCAAUGACGAUCUUCAUUCAAACGGACAAACCGGUCUACAUGCAGGGAGAAAUGGUGCGAUUCAGAACGAUCCCGAUUACUACUGAACUGAAAGGCUUCGACAAUGCCGUCGAUGUCUACAUGCUCGAUCCUACUGGACACAUCAUGCGGCGAUGGCUGUCUAGGCAAUCCAACUUGGGAUCUGUUAGCUUAGAGUACAAACUGUCUGAUCAACCGAUGUUCGGUGAAUGGAGAAUUCGUGUGAUUGCCCAAGGUCAAAUCGAGGAAGGAAAAUUCAGUGUGGAGGAAUAUUAUCAGACGAGAUUUGAAGUGAACGUAACCAUGCCUGCUUUCUUCUUCCAAACCGAUCCGUUCAUUCACGGGAAAAUCAUGGCCAAUUUUACCAAUGGAACACCCACGAGAGGUAACCUAACACUUAAGGCUACCAUUCGUCCAAUUGGUUGGAUGAAUCCCAAAGCUAUCAACCACAUGAACAGAGUAUGGAAUACCGGCAACCGUCGAGAGUUGGACCCUAACAUCCCAUACUACCUGCAAUACACGAACCCGGAUCUGUUCAACGCUCAGUCAACCUUCACAAGCCAGCUCAACCAACCAGACAGCCAAUACCAAGAUCAAAGGUAUCAGUCGAACUAUCAGGACAGCUAUGUGAUCGAACGACAUUUCAACUUUGAUGAAGAGUGGCCUUUCUGGAUCAAGAAACCGAUAGAUUCUGCCGAGCAAUGGGAUUCGUGGACAAACACCUACAGAGAAUCCCUGCCAUACUUAAGAUACUUCAACGGAACGUAUCACUUCAAGUUCCCGAUGUCAGAACUGUCCCAACUGUUCCAAAGUAAUCUCGCUGGAAUGGAAGUGUUAAUCACGGCCCGUGUAGGAGAAAGAUUCUACGACGAAGUCAUUGAAGGCUAUGCCAUGACACGGAUCUACAAUUCUUCGAUUCGAGUUGCCUUUAUGGGCAACUCUCCCCAGGUAUUCAAACCCUCGAUGCCGUUCACGGUGUACCUGAUCGCGGAAUACCACGACGGAUCACCGUUACCAAUCGAUCCGCUAUAUCCAGGUCGGAUGGAGUUAUCCGGCACGAUCGAUAGCCGAAGCGGUGGAGGCCGCAACACAUACGACGUCAAGGAAUUGCAAAUGUCGGACAAGCCUGGAGUCUGGGAAUUGAAAAUCGAUCUUCGCAACGAUCUUAAUCUGGAGAACAGCAAGCAGACGAAUGAGUUUCUGAAUCAAAUUCAAUCGAUGCGACUCUCGGCGAACUACAUCCACCCAUCGGGUGAACGGGCGAGCGCUGAACUUCUGCUGCUAUCACACUUCUCCCCGAACAACCAUAAUAUAAAGGUUCUGACGAGCACAAGGGACGCCAAGGUUGGAGAAUACAUGAUAUUCCACGUGCAGAGCAAUUUCUACAUUAAGGACUUCCAUUACAUUGUCAUGUCCAAGGGAAUCGUGCUGGUAACCGGACAGGAAAUCAUAUCUGGUGGUGUGCGAACGCUGUCCAUUACGUUGAGCGCAGAAAUGGCCCCUACAGCAACGAUCGUAGUUUGGCACAUCGGUCGGUACGGAAAGGUCAUCGCGGACAGUUUGACUUUCCCUGUGAAUGGAAUUUCCAGAAACAAUUUCACGGUGUUUAUCAACAACCGCAAGGCUAGAACCGGAGAAAAGGUUGAAGUGGCUAUCUACGGUGAGGCCGGUUCGUAUGUGGGUUUGUCGGGAAUCGACAACGCUUUCUACACCAUGCAGGCUGGUAACGAGUUGACUUACGCGAAUGUGAUUACCAAAAUGGCAAACUUUGACGAACAAACGAAUGGAACAUUCAAGCAAACGUGGAUUUCGCACGAGGGAGAUCCAGAUGAGCUGGUUUACUAUCCCAGUUCAACAUUUGGCAUAGAUGCGAACCGUACUUUCGAAUACGUUGGGCUUGUGGUGUUUACGGAUGGGGUGAUUCCUCGGAGACCGUUGAGUUGUGAUCCAGCUAUGAACUACAGCGAAUGCUUGAGCGGAAGAUGCUACAGGAGCGAUAAACGAUGUGAUGGCUAUUUCGACUGUGAGGAUGGAACGGACGAAGCUGGAUGUGAUAACAGGAAUAGCACGGCGUUGGCUGAAUUCCGAAAGUAUCGAUUCAACAGAAUCCUGAGGCACUAUCAGAAUGUGUGGCUGUGGAAGGAUAUCAAUAUUGGACCGCAUGGGCGAUUCAUUUUCAAUCUUGAAGUGCCCAAAAUUCCGGCACUGUGGAUCGUUUCUGCUUUCGGUGUGAGUACUAGUCAAGGUUUCGGCAUGCUUCGGAAGCCUUUGGAAUACGUCGGAGUGCAACCGUUCUUCAUCAAUUUGGAAAUGCCCACGGUUUGUAGGCAAGGAGAACAGGUUGGAAUUCGUGUGGCUGUGUUCAACUAUCAAACGGUGGAUAUUGAAGUUACUGUGGUUCUGCAUAGCUCUCCGGAUUACCAGUUUGUGCACGUGGAAGAAGAUGGUAUUGUGCGAUCCUACAACCCAAGGACAUCAUUCGGCGAACAUCAAUUCUACAUCUACAUAUAUGCGCAGGAUUCUUCAAAUGUAUACAUUCCGAUUGUUCCGACUCGUUUGGGUGAUAUUGAAGUUACCAUUCACGCAUCCACUCUUCUUGGAGCAUAUCAAGUCAGUCGAAAAAUCAACGUAGAACCUGAUGGCCUCGUCCAACAUCGUCAUCAAUCUACGCUGCUGGAUCUCAGUAAUCGUGCUUACUUCUUCCAAUACAUGCAUGUGAACGUAACGGAAACUCCCAUUAUCCCAUACGAAAUCGAUCGUUACUAUGUAUUCGGUUCGAACAAGGCUCGUAUUUCUGUUGUUGGAGACGUGGUGGGCGCCAUUUUCCCAACCAUGCCAGUCAAUGCAACAUCUCUACUAUCGUUGCCAAUGGACUCGGCCGAACAAAACAUGUUCAGCUUUGCGGCCAACUUCUACACCAUACAGUACAUGAGAGCAAUCAAACAACGUAACAAGAAAACGGAGAAACUUGCCUUCCACUACAUGAACAUCGGCUACCAGAAGCAGCUCAGUUAUCUUAACGAUGAUGGUUCGUUCUCCCUGUUCCGUGCAGAUUGGAAUCAGUCCGCGUCGUCCGUAUGGCUGACCGCUUAUUGCGCUAGGAUUUUCUCGGAAGCAUCCUUCUACGAGUACGAAAAUUUCAUCUACAUCGAUCCGUUGGUGAUCCAGAAAAACAUCCACUACAUCCUGCAGCACCAGAAGGAUGAUGGUUCUUUCUGGGAAGUUACCUGGCUACCGGAUCGGAAGGUGAAUCAGUCAUCCGAGCAUCCUCGCAAUGAGAUCGUCCGUUCCAAGAACAUCACACUGACGGCACAUGUGCUGAUAACGCUCGUUUCGGUCAAAGAUCUGUCAGGGCGACUGGGUUCGAGUGUUGCCUUGGCAGAACAACGUGCAUCUCGAUACAUAGAACGCAACAUCGGAUUGAUUAAAGACUACGGAUCUCCGUACGAAAUCGCUGUGGUGAGUUAUGCAUUGGCCCAAGCUAAGGCUCCGCAAGCUGAGCAUGCCUUCAAAAUCCUAGCCAGCAAGAUGAGAUCGAUAGCCGAUCUCAACUACUGGGGUAACGAUGAAGUUCCGCAACCGCCGAGCAAGUUGGAAAAUCAAAAGUACUUCAACCUUCCGCGACUACCAUACAAAUACGAUUCAGUCAACAUCGAAACGACGGCCUACGCAUUGCUCACCUACGUAUCGCGUCAGGAGACGUUCACCGUAGAACCAAUCGUUCGCUGGUUGAACAGUCAACGGUUGAUGGACGGCGGCUGGGCCUCCAGUCAGGACACCGGAAUUGCCAUGAAAGCUCUCACUGAGUACAGUACCCGGAAUCGCGUGGCGGAUGUCACUUCGCUGACCGUCACCGUGGAGGCUACGUCUCUUCCUGGAGAAUCGAAGGUCCUGCACAUCGGACAGCACAAUCUGGCGACAAUUCAGGAUAUUGAGAUUCCAAACGCAUGGGGUACCGUGAAGGUCCAAGCAAAAGGUGUGGGUUACGCUAUUCUCCAGAUGCACGUCGAGUACUCGGUUGAUACGUAUAAGUUCCAAACGAUGCCUCCGGUGAAAUCGUUUGACCUGACAACGCAUACCGUGUUCCACGGUAGGAAUCAGUCUCACAUCAGUUAUGUGAUCUGCCAGCGGUGGACCAACACUGCCGAAUCGAUCCGUUCUGGUAUGGCCGUUCUGGACGUAGCCGUUCCGACUGGAUACAUGAUUCAGCAGCAGAAGCUUGACUCGUACACUAUCAGCCAACGAGUACGCAACCUACAGCGUGCACGCUACCAGGAGAGGAAGGUGUUGUUCUACUUCGACUAUUUGGACAACGACUUCGUUUGCGUGAACUUCACACUAGAACGGUGGAUGCCUGUGGCUAACAUGUCACGAUACCUGCCUAUUAGGGUUUACGACUACUACGCACCAGAGCGCUUCAACGAAACCAUUUUCGACUCUCUACAAACAUAUCUGCUAAACAUUUGCGAAGUAUGCGGUAGCUCCCAGUGUCCGUAUUGUAGGAUCUACAAUACUGCCAUCCGGAAUCCGGUGUCGGUUCUGUUGCUGCUCUUCACCAGCGUACUCAUAGUUGCCCGCCACUACCGAAUAGUGAAUCCGAACAGUUGGAUCUUUUGGAACGAUUAGGAACGAUUGCUCACAAGAGCUGCCGCACGCAUUAAAAACGAAGAGCAGUGUCCAUCAGACUUCUGUGUACAUAAUCCCUAUCUAAUGCGAAAUCGAGAAUCUCUGCUUUUUUAAACGGAGACUGCGCGACAGCGUGCAAUUGCGAAUUCGUCUAUGAUGUUCAUUUUUAUACAAAGACUUUUUUGAGUUACUGUAGUGUAGUAUUGUCCAGACAUCAUACUCGAAUCGUACUGUGUGCAUUUCAUGUCAUGUCAAUUUUCCGUGCGAUUCCAUCCAAGGCAUUUGUGUACAAUGAACAAUUCUUCCCUUUACAUUUCGCAACGAGACAUCGCGAUAGACGUAGGAAAAAGUAAGCAUGAAGCAAUGCCGUUUAGAUUAGGAGAAAAACGUUAUUUUCUCACGUGUUCGAUUUUUUUUAUUUUUAGAAGUGCUAGGAAAGCGACAGUUAUUGUUUUAUUAUUUUAAAUAUUCUUUCUGUAGAUUGUAUGUAGUACGAAUUGUAUUCGUUUACUAGCCUUUUAGGAUUUAUUAUCUUACGCAAGCAGAAAUCUUCAGGCCGUCCAAAUUUUCUGGUCAUAACAUUUUUUUUUUAUUUUUAAGAUCAACAUUAGUUUUAAUUUUACUCCAGGAGGUAGCACCACAAAUAACUUAAUACUGAAAUAAAAUGACAAUGAUCUUUUAGGUUUCAAUGUCCAAUAAACUCAGCAUCGUACUAUAGUACUAAUUCCGUUCCAACACUUCAAAUUUUAUCACAUUACUACGUUUAGGCAAACGAUAACGAAUGAUACAAAUUAGUGGGUGCCUUAACUGCAAGUUGGAAGAUAACUAUCUCAGCGGAAUGAAUGCGCCAUCAUUUAUAAGAAAACGAUUUUGUAUCACUAGAACCUGAAAAAGGACGGAGAUCUGAGAAGCGAAUGUUUCUAAUGAAAAAUGUUUAGUGACAAAAAACGAUCACUGCAUAGCUCGUAGAUGUGCUGAUGAAACUACAUUUUAAAAUAAAUUUAUUGAAAAUAAAA
Aedes aegypti (yellow fever mosquito) is the source of this 6738-nucleotide messenger RNA. RefSeq names its product CD109 antigen (gene Mcr). The transcript is spliced from 9 exons. Gene Ontology annotation, cellular component: extracellular region. The record is from RefSeq and is a predicted model, not a curated record. Lineage: Eukaryota; Metazoa; Arthropoda; Insecta; Diptera; Culicidae. The coding region runs from base 341 to 5722 and encodes 1793 amino acids. Gene Ontology annotation, molecular function: endopeptidase inhibitor activity; protein binding.